Messenger RNA from Spodoptera littoralis (African cotton leafworm), 3609 nucleotides. Lineage: Eukaryota; Metazoa; Arthropoda; Insecta; Lepidoptera; Noctuidae. The record is from the annotation of a GenBank genome assembly.
AUGUACGAAGACAAUACAGAGACGGUUUAUGGGACCCAUGAAGACUCCCACGUUGUGAUGUCAGAAAAGGUCCAGUCUCUGGCUGGAAGCAUAUACCAGGAGUUCGAACGCAUGAUAGCUCGGUAUGACGAAGAUGUCGUGAAGACGCUUAUGCCACUUUUGGUGAACGUACUUGAGUGCUUGGAUUCUGCUUAUCAGACCAACCAGGAACAUGAAGUCGAGCUGGAGUUGCUGCGCGAAGAUAAUGAACAACUGGUCACGCAAUACGAGCGCGAGAAGGCAGCGAGGAAGCAUGCGGAGCAGAAGUUGCUGGAAGCCGAAGAUCACUUCGAAGGGGAGAGGAAGGAUCUAUCCGGCCGAAUGGAAGCUCUAGACAGUAUUGUCAGAAUGUUGGAGCUGAAACAUAAGAACUCAUUGGACCACGCCAGCAGACUUGAAGAACGAGAAAAUGAACUGAAGAAGGAAUAUUCGAAACUCCACGAGCGAUACAAUGAGCUGUUCAAGACCCAUGUGGACUACAUGGAACGCACCAAGUUGCUGAUGAGUACAGCCAGCGACAGAGGAGAGGUCCGCGGAAGACUUGGCCUCAACCCUAUGCGUUCUAGUGGUCCGAUAUCGUUCGGGUUUGCAUCGCUGGAGAGUUCGAUGCACAAUGUGGAACAAACUGAGAGUAUGCCUGGUAGUCCUGUCAGCUUAUCUUCGUCGCCUCCCUCUCCACCGACCGGCUCCGACUUAGCAGCGGUGAGGACUGUUGAAUGCGCCCACCAGACAGAUCCAAUCACGCAGCAAAGCCAGGCGACAUCACCAGUGGCACCGCCUAACGCCCCUAACACUGGUAAAUCUCAAACAAAGAGCGAGAAACGAAGCGGCAACACAUUGUACCAAGAGCUCGCGUUCCAGGAUGUAGAUCCAGGCAUUGCUGAAGGUGAAGACGCUGAUAUCACAGGUAGUUGGGUGCAUCCUGGUGAAUACGCAUCUUCUGGAAUGGGGAAAGAAGUGGAGAAUCUGAUCCUCGAGAAUAACGAGCUGUUAGCCACGAAGAAUGCGUUGAACGUCGUGAAAGAUGACCUCAUAGUGAAAGUAGACGAAAUGAUGGGAGAACUGGAAAUCUUGAGAGAGGAGGUUGCAAACCUCAGCUCCGCCAGGGAGAAGUUACGUAACAGAGUCACCGAGUUAGAAGAGGAAGUGAGACAUUUGAAGGAGACGGUGAGCUCAAACGCGGGCGGUGGUGACAACAAUGAGGACGAAGCCGAUGUACCAAUGGCGCAGCGCAGGCGCUUCACCCGCGUUGAAAUGGCACGGGUCCUAAUGGAACGUAAUCAAUACAAGGAACGUUUCAUGGAACUGCAAGAUGCCGUUCGCUGGACUGAGAUGGUGCGAGCCAGUCGCGUUGACUCUACUGUGGAUAAGAAAAAUAAGCAAACUAUUUGGAAGUUUUUUAGUAACCUUUUCAGUACCAGCGAACGUCCACAACGUCCAUUAUCAACGCCUCAUCUUCGUGCGGUAGCGGCACCGCAACCCGCGCUGCGUCAUUCGAGGACACAAGCCGACUUCUUCGAAACCCAGCUAACCGACCAUCACCAUUCUAGACGCCAUGAAAGGAGCGAACAGUUCCGUCAGGUGCGGGCUCACGUUCGCAAAGAAGACGGGCGCACCCAGGCUUACGGUUGGAGCUUGCCGAGCAAGAGCGGUCAAGGGCCUAAAGGACCCAGCUCUUGCACCUCACUGUCAUCUGGCGGGGUCCCCGUACCCGUGCCAGUGUUUUGCAGACCAAUAGCAGAAAACGAGCCUCGUAUGACGCUGCUAUGCGCCGCUGCGGUCAAUCUGAACGGAGGCCGAACCCCCGACGGUGGAUGUAUGGUUGGAGAGAGCGUCUUCUAUGCGAACCCAGAGGAUAAAACUGAGAACACCAUGUCGCUUGCGUACGAAAUGAACAAGGCUCAGUCGGUGCAUUCGCCGGAGGUGGAGGAAAUAAACCAACAGUUGCAGUCCACGCAGAGCGUCGAGUAUACAGAGAAAAACCUAUCGUCUCUCGUUUGGAUAUGUUCCAGCAACCAAAAUAAAGGGAUUGUUAUGAUUAUCGAUGCGAACAAUCCGGCUGAGGUUAUUGAAUCGUUCCCGGUGACUGACAAACACAUCCUGUGUGUUGCGUCUGUGCCCGGCGCAGUCGCUGAAGACUAUCGCGACUACCAAGAAAGAGCUGCGGGAGCCGUUGAUAAACGACAUACUUAUGGUUUCGGCGCCGGCAGGGUAGAUUCCGUUGACGUACACAAUAAGCCUAAUGUCACCGACGAGAAUGGCGACUCAGACACGUUUGUCGUUGGAACUACACGCUUAGUAAAAGCAACGAUCUUGACACCGCCGAGUACACCAGUGAAUGAGCCCGAAACUGCACCAGAACCUCAGAAUCAAGAGACACCCAAAAAUAACGAGGAACCUGACUCUGUACACCCCGACAGUCCGCCACUCAGCUCCACACCUAUCAAUGGAGGUCUUUUGAACUCUCCCGAGCCAGGGGUUGAAGCAUUUGCUCAGCAACAAUCAAAGACGGAGACGCAACCGGAGCAGGAGCGCAAGAUGUCGACUGUCAUGGCGACCAUGUGGCUAGGCACUAAGAGUGGCAACCUCUAUGUACAUUCUGCUGUUGGAAACUACAAGAAGUGCUUAGCCAGAGUAAAGCUAAACGAUGCCAUAUUAUCCAUAGUGGCUUGCGCAUCUCGAAGCAUUGUAGCGCUCGCUGACGGCACCGUAGCAAUAUUCUCGAGACACGCGGACGGACAAUGGGACUUUGGACAGUAUUGGUUGCUCACCCUGGGUGACCCUAAAUGUUCUGUUCGCUGUCUAAGCGCCGUGGGCUGCACUGUAUGGUGCGGCUACCGUAACAAGGUGCACGUCAUAGAACCUCGCUCACGUCUGUUGCUGCAUUCGCUGGAAGCUCAUCCGCGGCAGGAGAGUCAAGUAAGACAGAUGGCCUGUGACGGGGAUGGAGUCUGGGUUUCAAUCAAAAUGGAUUCCACCCUGCGUUUGUAUCAUGCACAUACAUACCAACAUUUGAAGGAUGUUGAUAUUGAGCCGUACGUGAGCAAAAUGCUGGGUACUGGGAAACUUGGCUUCUCCCUAGUCAGGAUCACAGCUUUGUUGAUUAGUUCAGGGCGGCUCUGGAUUGGUACAAGUAACGGCGUUGUAAUAUCGGUGCCGCUCUCAGAAGGAUCUAGUCGUGAUUCCAUCGGACCACAACCGUCUACUUCACGGUCGCCCGCCCAAACUGCCAUAGCCGCCUGUCCGACUGGCAAUAUUCCAUGGUGUUCGAUGGCCCAUGCCCAACUAAGCUUCCAUGGACAUCGUGACGCCGUUACUUUCUUCGUAGCAGUGCCCGGAGUGGCUGGAUCCCCCGCACGCACUCCUGAAUCUCCUCGAAGGCAUUCGCCGACCAUACCACCCAUGUUGGUCAUAUCGGGUGGUGAAGGAUAUAUUGAUUUUAGAAUAGCCGACUCGGAAAUGGAAGACAGUGUAGUAGUCGCGGAGGACGGAUCAUCGAGUGGUCACAGUUCUUUGGCCGACCGGGCUUCCAAGAGCCAUUUGAUAGUGUGGCAAGUUGCGACCGCCUAA